AUGGGCGUAGCAGAUGUGCUUGAGCUGCUGAGCGAAGAACUUGAGCUGGAGGUCGUUGACGAGGUUGGAGUUAUGAUGGAUGAGCUGGAGGACAGACUGGUUGUGAGCGAGGACGAGAUGCUUGAAGAAGCGUCGAAAAUGCUCGCCGAAAUUGUUGAUGCCUCAACACUUGUCGAAUUUGAGAAGCAACGACUUGUGGUGCUGGUCAAGACUUCCAACGAAGUUGCACUUGCUGUAGUCGAUGUCGAGGCGGUCGGGACGUUUCGUCUCACAGUCGAAGUUGAGCCUGGAGCAACGAAGAAGAUCACAGUCUCAGCAGCUUGCGCGGAUAUCGACGUAGAUGAUCCGGAGCUAGUAGCAGUGGGCGAGGCGAGUCUGCUGGAGGUCAGACUGGCGGAAGAAGUUGUGGUGAGUGAAGUCAACGAAGUAUCAGAUGCGGCAACCGACAACGAAGACAGUUGUAGAGACGAAGUGGAUAUUGUCAACGGGGUCGUUUCCGGCGCACCAAUCUGUUCCGUAGCCGGGAGGGAGGUGCCGAGAGAAAAGCUCGGCGUUGCGGAAGCCCCAAGUGUAGGAUUUGUGGAAAGCCCAAUGGUUGUUCCCGUUGACAAAGGUGCGUUGGCGAUUGAAGUUGAGUUCAGUGCCGUCUCCAGUCCUGUUGAGCCAGCAGCUAUACUAGUAGGCUCCAGUAAGGGCUCCUCGAUAUAG
This is a messenger RNA of Colletotrichum costaricense, 708 nucleotides long. RefSeq lists its product as uncharacterized. Lineage: Eukaryota; Fungi; Ascomycota; Sordariomycetes; Glomerellales; Glomerellaceae. Bases 1 to 708 code for a protein of 235 amino acids. The record is from RefSeq and is a predicted model, not a curated record. The transcript is spliced from 5 exons.